AAUCGCGGAUCAACAAAACAAGUUUCCCGGUCUCGUCGUGUGUUCACAUUGACAGCGUGUGCUCAGACCGUGAACUGCAAAGAAGGGGUUGAGCUAUAUUUAAACUCAUGAAACGUUUUUCGGAGGUUAUUUAUCUCGUUUUUUAAGCUUUAAAAAUAACCAUGAAGUUCCAGUUGGACACAUUAAUAGAGACUCUGGGAAAGCCUGGGAAAUACCAGCUGGGGAUAUUUUUCCUUCUAGCAUGCAACUAUUUCCCAGUAGUAUUCAACAUUGUCAUUAUGGCUUUCUUUGGUUUUACCCCAAAACAUUCAUGUGUUUCCAACAAAUACAGCAUCAGCAAUGUCAGAAUGAAUGACAGUAGUACUGUGAACAGUUCACUGAGGCCAGUACUUGGAGAGUGUGUUAGUACCUACUAUGUGGCUGGAGGGGUCAAUAAGACUGCCAGUUGUUCUGAUGACCCAGACAGCUACUGGGAGUUUCAAACUGGUGAAACGGAAGCCACUAUUGUGUCAGAGUGGAGUUUGGUCUGUGAAUCUAGAUAUCUUUCCAAGCUGGCCACCACGCUUUAUUUUUGCGGUGUGAUGGUGGGCGGUUUACUUUUCGGUUACGUGGCUGACAAAUAUGGCCGCAAGCCUGCAAUGCUGGUGACUCUUUACUGCCCGAUACUGAUUGGACUAGGAAUCGCAUUCUCCAACAAUUAUUACCUGUUUGUGAUUCUGAGAUUUUUUAUGGGGAUGUUUUUGCAGGGCCUUCAAACCAGCAGCUAUGUGCUUGUGAUGGAGAUGUUUCUGCCAUGUUAUCGUGGUGUAGCUGGUGCCAUGUUGGAAGUUUUCUGGGGUAUCGCAGUGAUGCUGGUGGCCCCUAUUGCUUACCUAAUCCAGAACUGGAGAUAUAUCCAGCUAGCUAUUUCCCUACCAAGCAUACUAGCCAUUGGAUACAUAUGGCUGAUCCCAGAGUCUUUGAGAUGGCUGGUUAUUCAGAAGAAGAUGGAGCCUGUGAAGGAACUGGUGCAGAAGAUAACCAAAUUUAAUGGCCUCCCCUACCCCUCAGAACCAAUGGAUGCCAUCAUCUCUCAUGAUAAAAUCACGUCAGAGAAAGCCAGACAGUUUUCCUUCUUUGACCUGCUGCAGACUAGAGAGAUGAGGAAGAGGAGUCUGGUGCUCUUCUACUUGUGGUUUGCUGUUGCUGUGACUUACUAUGCCUUACUUCUAAACAUGACCAGUCUGGAUGGAAACCGAUACCUGAAUUUCUUUAUAAGUGCAGUAGUAGACAUGGUGGCUUUCAUUGCAGUUGUCUUUAUUGCCCGGAAGUACCCCAGAAGAAUUCCGAUGCUGAUCUUCUUCGUUAUUGGUGGAUUGGCCUGUAUCACUGCAGGAGUCAUUCCAUUUAUCUGGAAGGUUGCAAACAUGGAUGAGAAGGCUCGUAGACAGAUGACUAUUACUGGAUUUGCCAUAGUUGGCAAAUUUGGAGCCAGUGGAGUUUUUAGCUUGAUCUUCCUCUAUACUUCUGAAUUGUAUCCAACUGUUAUUAGAAACAUUGGAAUGGGAAGCUGUGCAUUCUGGGCCAGAGUUGGGGGAGUGGUAGCACCACAGAUCCUAGCCCUGGGGGACCUCAGCCACAAGUCUAUUUCUGUGAUCAUAAUCGGAGUUAUCACCCUUGUUGCUAGUUUUCUUUUGCUGCUGCUGCCAGAAACCAUGGGAACCAAGCUGCCUGACACCAUAUUGGAAGUAGAGGAUCCAAACAGAACAGACAACACUGAUGUUGGUCUCCAUGGUGAUGGGGAUCGGGAUGAUCUAAUGACACACCAUAAAGAACAAAAUGUGUAAAAAAAAAAAAAAAAAAAAAAAGAAUCACCCAGGUUAUUUUUUGAAUCUCAUGAUACUAGUAUUACCAAGAUCUUAACUUUGUGCAGCUUUAAGUUAUUUUUGUCAAUUAGGUGUGAUUUUUUUUUAUAUUGAUAUACACGUUUUAUUAAAUAACAUAUAUCUUAUAAGUUAACAAUCAUAAAAUUCUUUGUCUGGAGUGAGUCACUAAUUUUAAACAAACUUUUUUGUAUUUAUUGUAACAUCUUGUUUUGGACUGCCAAAUAUUGUAAUGUUGAAAUAUGUUGUAUGGUUGAUAUGGGUUAAAAAUAGUUUUACAUAUAUGUUCAUAUGUAAAGAUUUGUGUACAUUUGUUGUAGACACUUCCAGUGUAGCGCUGUUUUUAGCAAGACAUAUGUUUGUCUUGUUUUAUUGCCCUUUUUGUAAAUCUUAAGUUUAAAUUGGAACUGAGAGUAAGGUUGUUUUUUCUUGUACAUGUACUUGUUAAGCAAGAAAGAGCAGGCUUACAUUAAAAAUACAAGAAUUUUCAGGAUUCCUAAAUGACUGUUGAUUUACAUAAAGGGUAAUAUAAAAAUUUACAAAAUUGCGAAAAUAAAUAUAAGUCAUUGGUAGCCCAUUGUGUGAUUAAUAUUUACGAUAUUAUAGACAAAUGUUGUAUUUUUGAGAAUCGGUCACAUGAUCUAGAAUCUCAUCUACAACAGGUGUGUAAACAUGGAAACAAAUAUCUCUUUUGCUGUUGUUUUAAGGUUUUUUAGUUGUACGAUCAUACUGUGUGAUAAAUAAGAUACAAUGUGUUACAUAUUUUUGCAACAAUUCAACAGCAAGUUGACAAUACCAUCUUCAAUGUAGAAUCUUUUUGAAUCUCAUCUUUCCAUGCAUAUUAUUGCACUGAUCCAAUUUCCAUGCAUUUGUGCUGACAUUUUUCACCCUAGCAUUCUCCAUCAUUUUGGUGCAUAAAAUGCAGUUUUCAAAUUAUUAAGGUUCUACAAUGUUGUCAAAGAUAUCAAACAAUCAUGCAUGGGCUACAUUCACACACCCUAUAAAAACAGUGUUACUGGAGAUUAGAUUUAGACAUUUAUUAUACUGUUGUGUUGAUUUUUUUUGUGCUUUGAGAUUAAAAUUGAUAAAUUGUA
Saccostrea cuccullata (small rock oyster) is the source of this 2956-nucleotide messenger RNA. RefSeq names its product solute carrier family 22 member 7-like. The record is from RefSeq and is a predicted model, not a curated record. The transcript has 10 exons. Gene Ontology annotation, biological process: transmembrane transport. NCBI's taxonomy places the organism in Eukaryota, Metazoa, Mollusca, Bivalvia, Ostreida, Ostreidae. Gene Ontology annotation, molecular function: transmembrane transporter activity. Gene Ontology annotation, cellular component: membrane. The coding region runs from base 162 to 1826 and encodes 554 amino acids.